Acanthosepion pharaonis is the source of this 819-nucleotide messenger RNA. Lineage: Eukaryota; Metazoa; Mollusca; Cephalopoda; Sepiida; Sepiidae. The record is from the annotation of a GenBank genome assembly.
AUGAUUCUUUUCAGUACAAUUUUUUCUUUUCUUUUUUUCUUCCUUCAAUUUCUCUCUCUCUCUCUCUCUCUCUCUCUCUCUCUCUCUCUACUACUUGUUUCGUCUUUUUUCAUUUAUUUUCCGCAAUUUUCCCGAUUCUGUUUUUUUGUUUUUUUUUCUUUUAUCAAGAUUCUCUUCGUGUUUUCUUUAUUCUUUUCUUUUUUCUUCUUCGCAUUCCUUCCGUUCAUAUUAUCAUUUAUUCUUUCUUGCUUUGUUUUUCUUGUUUUUCACUCAUAUAUCUCUCUUUUUCUUUCUCCCACUUCCGAUAAACACUCUCUAGUUCUAAGCCCCCCACCCCCCUUUUACCAAAUUUACCCUUUCUUUCCUAUUUGUAUUUCCCCUUCCCACCUUCUCGGUUGCAUCUUCACCGUCUUUUCCUUUGCUCGUUUCCUCUCCUUUCCGCUUUUUCAUCUAUCUAUCUAUCUAUCUAUCUAUCUAUCUAUCUAUCUAUCUAUCUAUCUAUCUAUCUAUGUACCGCACACACAAGCGCGGAAACUCUUUCUUUCUCUCUCUCUCCCCCCCUCUCUCUCUCUCACACACACGCAGGUAAGUAGAAGUAUGCAUCUUCCUUCAUCUGUGUCCCGUUUUCUCUAUCUCGUUCUCUUACCUUCUAUCUAUCUAUCUAUCUAUCUAUCUAUCUAUCUAUCUAUCUAUCUAUCUAUCUAUCUAUACAUGUGUGGUGUGUUUGUUGUUCACAGAUCUAUCUAUCCACCUCAGGUGACCCGACGAAGAUUUCUUUUUGAAACAUUUCUUUCGUUCAACAUCAUUUACGCACGAUGA